Messenger RNA from Eruca vesicaria subsp. sativa (arugula), 438 nucleotides. The record is from the annotation of a GenBank genome assembly. Lineage: Eukaryota; Viridiplantae; Streptophyta; Magnoliopsida; Brassicales; Brassicaceae.
AUGACUGUCACAGAACCAUUGGCGGUAACAAAAGAGACGGUUCCACACUGUCAGGAAACAGAAGUUCCAGUUACGGUGGCUCACCUUCACCGCCUCGGUCUAUACCUCUUUGUAUUUGAAAGAGCCGCGAGAGAAAAGAGAGUUAACUUGGUGAUGGAUAAAGUAGCAAAUAGACCAAGACGGUUUGCUUUCCUGAGGUAUGAGUCUAAGGAGGAGUUUAUGAAAGCUAUUCAAGGGAUGCACGGAAAGUUCAGGCUUGGGUUAAGGGUUUCUUCUGGGUGUUGUGAUGGUAUGCGUAUACGUGAGGCUAAGACUGAAGUUUUCAUUGUUAAGGAUAACAGGGGAGAAUUGUACGAGAAGCAUUAUCCACCUGCUAUGAAUGAUGACGUGUGGAGACUGAGAAGAUUGGUGAGGAUGGAGCCAUCCAUAAGAAGCUAA